Molecule: messenger RNA, 6991 nt
Organism: Sorex fumeus (smoky shrew)
Lineage: Eukaryota; Metazoa; Chordata; Mammalia; Eulipotyphla; Soricidae
Gene: COL4A3
Product: collagen type IV alpha 3 chain
Exons: 52
Coding region: 1-5016 (1671 amino acids)
Cellular component (GO): basement membrane; collagen trimer
Molecular function (GO): extracellular matrix structural constituent
Source: RefSeq, a predicted model, not a curated record
AUGCGCCCCCCGGCCUCGCCCAGGCCGCCCGCGGUGCUGCUGCUGUCGCUCCUGCUGCUGCUGGUGGCCAAAGAGCCCGCCCAGGGCAAGGGCUGCAUCUGCAAAGACAAAGGCCAGUGUUUCUGCGGAAGCACCAAAGGAGAAAAGGGAGAGCAAGGUUUGCCUGGGCCUGCUGGUUCUCCUGGCCAGAAGGGAUUUCCGGGUCCUGAAGGUCUGCCUGGACUCCAGGGACCCAAGGGCUCUCCCGGAUUCCCUGGACUCACAGGUCCCAAAGGCGGAAGGGGGAUAACUGGAUUGCCAGGAUUUUCUGGCCCUCCUGGACUUCCAGGUACCCCAGGCCAUCCCGGAACUUAUGGACUUCCUGGUGUCCCAGGGUGUAAUGGUUCCAAGGGUGAGCCAGGCUAUCCCGGACUUCCAGGAACACCAGGGUAUCCAGGUUUCCCGGGUGCCGUUGGUCUGAAAGGAGAAAAGGGUGAACCAGCUGAAAGAGAAGGUAUAGAAGGUGACGGGAAAGGUGACCCUGGAUUACCAGGAUCUCCCGGAUCCCAAGGCUCACCAGGGCUGCCCGGUUUUCCAGGACCUGUCGGCCCUCCUGGUCACCCCGGACGCUCUGGCUUUCCGGGAGCCAGAGGACCUCCAGGACCUAAGGGUUACAUGGGCGAUAACAUGAUAGGACAGAAAGGCGAGCAGGGUAUGAAAGGAUUGACUGGACCACCUGGACCCCCAGGAACAGUGACCAUCACUCUAUCACGCACAAAAAACAGAACGGAACUCAAGGGAGAGAAGGGAGAUCAGGGAGCACCAGGCAAAUCCGGACCCCCAGGACCCCCGGGCCCACCUGGAGACUCUUACGGGUCUGAAAAGGGUGAUCCUGGAGAGUCCGGAGCACAGGGAAAACCUGGAAAAGAUGGUUCCCCUGGUUUCCCUGGCACCAAGGGAGCCAAGGGCAAUAGGGGCUCUCCAGGAUUAGUGGGUAAAGACGGCAUCAAGGGCUGGAAGGGGGACAUGGGCCCUCCAGGAUUCCCUGGUCCAACAGAAUAUUAUGAUGCAUACCAGGCAAAGGGAGAGAAAGGAAUUCCAGGCCCACCAGGGCCCAAAGGAGCUCGUGGCCCACAGGGUCCGAGCGGUGCACCCGGAGCUCCAGGAAGUCCUGGGUUAUCCUUGCCUGGCGUCAGAGGAAUCAGCGGCUCUCCAGGCAUGAAAGGAAGAAAAGGGGAGCAAGGACCCCCCGGAAGGGAUGCAGUGGGGCCUCCUGGGGCCCCGGGUUGCCCUGGCUUACCAGGCCCUCCAGGGAGGCCCGGUCCUCCAGGCCGUCCAGGUGAUGUUGUUUUUUGUGAAGGCCCACCUGGAGAGCAGGGAUAUCCUGGCCAUAUAGGAGCUCCUGGAACCCCAGGAUUGAAGGGACCCAAAGGGGAACCAGGCCUGCCGUGUACACAGUGUCCUUGCGUCCCAGGCCCCCCUGGCUCCCCAGGAUUGCCAGGAUUGGAUGGUGAAAAAGGACUUCCAGGAGAACCAGGGACAGCUGGGGAUAAAGGAAGCCAAGGGCUCCCAGGAAGCCCGGGACUUCCUGGGUUUCCGGGGUUCCCAGGUCCUCCGGGUGUUCCUGGCCAGAAAGGAGAAAAAGGUGAAGAACCAAAACCCGAGGGACAAGCAGGAACUCCAGGGGACCCUGGGUUCAGAGGACACCCUGGGAAACCGGGCAUCGAUGGAGUCCCGGGAACUCCAGGAGCAAAAGGACUUCCAGGACCGAAAGGAGAACCGGCCCUGAGUGGUGAGAAGGGGGACCAGGGUCCUCCAGGGGAUCCUGGAACCCCUGGGUUCCCAGGACCUGCAGGACCAUUUGGACCAUCAGACUUUGGACCACAGGGAGAGACUGGUCCAAAGGGCACCCAAGGAGUUCCUGGAGCCCCUGGCCCACCUGGAGAAGCCGGUCCAAGGGGAGAAGACAGCAUUUCAAUACCAAUACCGGGACUCCCAGGGCCUCCUGGACCUCCAGGACGAACUGGUCCCCCAGGUCCACCUGGUGUCCCUGGACCCCCGGGCAAAUGUGAUCCAGGCCUUCCUGGACCUGAUGGUGAACCAGGAUUUUCAGGAAUUGGAUUUCCUGGGCCUCCUGGACCUAAGGGAGAUCGGGGAUUCCCAGGACCAAGAGGACCCCCUGGUUGUCCCGGAGAUGUGGGAAAGCCAGGAUUACCCGGAAUGCCAGGAACCCCUGGAGCAAAGGGAGAACCAGGAUUGGCCACACCUGGAGAGCCAGGAAUACCAGGUUUUCCGGGAGAAAGAGGCAGUCCUGGGGAAAAUGGAGACAUUGGAUUCCCAGGAUUUCCUGGUAACCCUGGAAAUCCAGGAUCUGGAGGACUGGAUGGACCACAAGGGGAUCCGGGGGAACCUGGACCGCCUGGAGAAAAAGGCCUCCCAGGAAGGUGCGAAGAGGGUCCACAAGGAGCUCCAGGACUUCCAGGCUUAAAUGGAUUGAAAGGACAGCCAGGUCCAAGAGGUGAACCAGGGCCAAAGGGAGACCCAGGUAUUCCAGGCUUGGAUAGACCAGGAUUUCCCGGAGAACCUGGACUACCAGGAAUGCCAGGUCAUCGAGGUGAGAUGGGGCCACCUGGUCCCAAAGGAUGUCCAGGAACCCCAGGAGUUCCAGGACAACCAGGAGACAGAGGAAUGAUUGGGAUGAUGGGCUAUCCUGGACAAAUCGGCCCUCCAGGGCCUGCCGGGAACCCAGGAACCCCAGGACAGAAAGGAAGCCUUGGAAUUCCAGGUGCAAAGGGCGAACGAGGACCCCCAGGAGAGAGCGGGGAUGAAGGGGACAAAGGCACCACUGGGCUACCUCAGAUAUGCCAUAUAGCAGGGGAGACAGGGGAGCCGGGACUCAAAGGAUUGGCGGGAAUGCCCGGUGAGAAGGGAGUCAGAGGUCUACCUGGCUUGCCCGGUUUCCCAGGCAUCCAAGGGCCAACGGGACCUCCAGGAACACCAGGUCCCAGAGGAGAUCCAGGCAGAUUUGGGGGUCCUGGGAAACCAGGACCUUAUGGAAUUCCAGGAAGCAUGGGGUUCAUGGGAGUUCCAGGUCUGAAAGGAAAGAGGGGGGAUUUGGGCCCCCCAGGUCCACCUGGAACGCCAGGCCUCCCAGGGAUUCCUGGUCUCCAAGGAGAUAAGGGGGAACCUGGUUAUUCAGAAUGCAUAUGGCCAGGAGUACAGGGACCGCAGGGAGAUCCCGGCUUGCCAGGUGAUAUGGGAAAGAAAGGAGAAAAGGGGUCCCCCGGUGCGCCUGGACAUCGGGGGCCUGCUGGCCCUGAUGGCAUCCCUGGAAGUCCUGGACACCCCGGCCCCCCAGGAAUGCCAGGUCCUAAAGGUGAUGUGGGGAAUGAAGGAAUCAAAGGCUUCCCCGGCUUUCCAGGAAUCAAAGGCCUUCCAGGUCCUCCAGGAUUCCCAGGACAUCCUGGACAAGUGGGUAUGAGAGGUGACCAAGGAUUUGAUGGAAUUCCUGGUCCAGCCGGAGAAAAGGGCGAAUCAGGUUUACUGGGAACAAUUCCGGGCCCACCAGGACACCCUGGCCUGCCAGGAGCCAAAGGAAAUAGGGGAACCCCAGGCUCUCCAGGUCUCCCCGGCAGGAAAGGGGCAGUGGGAGAUGUCGGACCUCCAGGACCCCUUGGCAUGCCAGGACCUCCAGGACCCCCAGGUUUUCCAGGCAUGAUCCUGCCGGGCCUCAAAGGAAACCGAGGUCCCAAAGGCUCCAGAGGAAAUCCAGGUGAGCCGGGUCCCCCAGGACCUCCAGGGAGCCAUGUCAAAGGCAUAAAAGGAGACAAGGGGAGUAUGGGCCAGCCUGGUCCAAGGGGUCCACGUGGAUCUGUAGGAGACAUGGGGCCGCACGGUUAUCCGGGUGUUCCAGGUCCCCAGGGAUUGCCAGGACUCAGAGGUUAUCCUGGGUUUCAUGGAUUUCCAGGCAUGAAAGGCAAGAAGGGUGAUCCAGGAAUUCUGGGACCAAGAGGACCUCCAGGGCGAAUUGGGCCGAAAGGACGAAAGGGUGCUCGUGGAGACUUUGGUACUGUGGAGAUCAUCUCCCUCCCCGGGAGCCCAGGACCUCCUGGCCCAGUGGGACCACCAGGGAUGCAAGGAGAACCAGGCCUACCAGGGCCUCCAGGAAACCCAGGACCCUGUGGGCCAAGAGGUAAACCGGGCAUGGAUGGAAGACCAGGAACUCCCGGUCCAGUUGGAGACAAAGGCCAGAAGGGCUAUAAAGGAGAGCGAGGUCUUCCUGGAUCCUCUGGACCGCCAGGCUGGAAGGGGAAGCCGGGGGAGCCCGGCACAGCCGGACCUUGGCCUGUCAGGAGAGGUUUCCUCUUCGCCCGCCACAGCCAGACCGUAGUGAUCCCUUCCUGUCCCCAAGGCACAGAAGCACUCUACAGCGGGUUUUCUCUUCUCUCCGUGCAAGGAAACGAGCGAGCCCAUGGACAAGAUCUGGGAACCCUUGGCAGCUGCCUGCAGCGUUUCACCCCAAUGCCUUUCUUAUUCUGUAACAUCAAUGAUGUGUGUAAUUUUGCAUCUCGAAAUGAUUAUUCAUACUGGCUUUCCACACCAGCUUCGAUGCCUGCAGACAUGGCUCCUAUCACCGGCAGGGCCCUGGAGCCUUAUAUUAGCAGAUGCACCGUCUGCGAGGGGCCUGCAGUGGCCAUUGCUGUCCACAGCCAGACCACUGAUGUUCCCCCGUGUCCCCAGGGUUGGGUUUCUCUCUGGAAAGGAUUCUCUUUCGUCAUGUUCACAAGUGCAGGUUCUGAGGGCACUGGACAAGCACUGGCUUCCCCUGGCUCCUGCUUGGAAGAAUUCCGAGCCAGUCCAUUCAUAGAAUGUCAUGGAAGAGGAACGUGCAACUACUAUUCCAAUUCCUACAGCUUCUGGUUGGCGUCGCUAAACCCCAAAAGAAUGUUCAGAAAACCGAUUCCAUCUACUGUGAAAGCCGGAGAGCUAGAAACGGUCAUCAGUCGCUGUCAGGUGUGCAUGAAGAGAAGGAACUGAAGAAAGCCAAGGAAACAGAGAAAUUUUCAUCCUAAAAAACAAAAUUACAGGAAGAAGCGGAACAAGCAUUUAUUUAGACACUUGUCUCAAAGCAAACAAUGAUGCUUAAAUGGUUUUUAUUGGUUUCUCCCUCACAACAAAGUGUUUCUUUGAGGUUAGUUCUGCUGAUCCUGGUUUCUAAAUCUGUGUGGUUCAAAGUUCCCAGUGACAAGGCAAAAAAAAAAAAAUACCCAAAAAACAAACCCUCACCCAAAUGCGUUCUGCUUUUAUUCAAGGUGCUAUCUGUAGUGUUGUUAUAUAAAAUUCGGCGCUACAAGCUCUAAGAGCUAUUGGUUUUCUGGAUUUCUGACAAUUGCCUCCAUUAUAUCCCAACUACUGACAUGCUAGGAGGUUAAGUCUGUUUUAGAUUUCCCCUCUAUUCACUUCUGAAACUUUGUAUCCUGGAUAAGGAAAGAGAUGAAGUAAGUGGGCUAUAAAAGUCUCAUGAAUGGAGCUGGACUUCCCAACCUUCUAAGCGAUCGGAGGCUGGAGCGAACUAGGAAAGAACUGAGUUUCAAGGAUUUCAUGGGGUUCCUUCAAACCUUCAAACAAACCCAAGACAAAGAGGUCUAAAGGGGCUUCCUAGACACAGUAGCUAUAGCCUGAGAAGGCCUAGCUAACUUUGUUUGAUAUUUUGAAAGAAUUUUCCCACGGGAUUCGUUUCACUGUGGCAAUGUGCCCUCCUUAUAGACAAAGUAGAUACAAAUUUCACCAUUGAUGAAUUUUAAGAGGACACCUUUAUACAUAGUGUCUGAAAAGUGUCUAAUUUCUCCUUUAUCAAAUCACCCACGCUAAUGCCAAGGAUACUGCUUAUUAUUGUAUAUUGUAUGUGCACUUUACCACAUUUUUGUAACUGUUGGUGUGGAUCUUUAAUAAUAGAGUAGUUCUGUGAUCAAGGAAAGAACGGAAGGUAUGUGUCAGCUAAUCAGGCUCAGGAUUAUCUUUUCCCUUCACUCUAAAUAUUCCAUUGAACUUGAGAAUUCUCAGAUAUAUUCUCUUGUCCCUUCUUUAAUUUGAAUUUGCAAAGAGCUUUUACUUUGUAUUAUCUACUCUCACCAACCUUACUGAAAGAGUCCAUUGUGUGAAAAUAUUGAUGUACAAACUAGAAUUUGGCAGCUGGAUGUCUUCAAACUUGCUUUUCAAAGUGUAGAUACAUUCCAGAGUUACUUAAUGCAUCUGAAUAAGCAUUCUAUGCGGAGCUAAGACAUGCCUCAGGCGUUGUACGAAACUAUAAAAAUACCAAGCUGAAGGAAGAAGUGACUUGUUUCUAAUCUAAUGGCCCAGAAAACGUAACUUAUUGUUUCUUCGAAACAUGAGGCAUCUGAGUUGUUUUCUCACUGGGUCCCGACUCUUACUCAUCAUCCUGAGCUUCAGAGUUCAGGUAAAACCCAGGACUUGUAGUUUCGCGUUAGGCAUGGCAGAAGCCAAGGUCAGGUCAACUUCAAGAAAGCAAAGAUUUGCAAAAUGUUUCUUUUAAGAGUAAAAAAGAAGCAACACAAAACCUUUUCUACCUGGUGCUAGCAACUGAUCUGGCAAGGCCACACCGGCUGAGUCCGAGCUCUGAAAACGGUUCUUGAUCCACCUCCUCGGGUGGAGUUCAUGGUGCUGAGCUUUAUAAUCCGUGACCGCUUGCUCGCCUGUUGCUCUUCCCAGCAGAGGCCAGCCCAGACUGUGACCGCCCUCUUGUCCUCAGCUUAAACUAAGACCUGCAUUCUGCUCAGGUGACUCACAGAGGUCGCCUGUGAUGGAGACUGUCUUGCUUGAAACCGAUUCUGCUCGCCCAACUGGAACGCACACAUUUAUAGGGCGAGGUGAUCCAAACCAAGAGUUUUCCAAAUUACUGUCCCUGGGCCCGCAGUAUUGACAAAUGCAAGUUAUUACUAACUCUUCUGAUGGGUGAUUUGAAUGCGCUCUGCUGAGGAAAGUUGUUCUAGGC